ACCAAUACCAAUAAAUAACAACCAUCCAAACAAGUGGAGUGUAGUGGAGUAGAGCAUAGUCUUUUUCAGUUUUUCCACACCUCUCACUUGCAUCCUUCCUUCUUCUGUUUCUCUCAAUUUCUUCCCUUUUUUAUCUUCUCUUCAACACUCUCUCCCUCUCUUUCUCUACAAAAAUCAAAAUUAAUUUUCUUGAAUUCUCCAUUGUUAUCUUCAUCCCCUUUUUACUGUUCACAGCAACCAUGCCUGUUGUAUUUUUAGAAACUUCAGACCAACUUAGAUACAGAACACCCACAACUCAAAACCAUCAAGAAUCUCAAGAAAUGGAUCCAAUUUCUUCUUCUUCUUCUCGUUCCAGUAAACCCACCACCACUAUUUCCUCUCUACUUCUAGCACCAUUUUCUCCUCCAAGUCCUACUCAUGAUACCCCAACUACCUCCACCCCUGCAGUUUUCUCCACUAAAAAGAAAAACUUUGCUACAUUUAGAGGACUGGGUUGUACUGCUUCGCCACAAGUGUCGGUUCCUGCUGUGAUCAGAACUUCAGCUGACUGGGAUUCCAAAAGGGUCAAGAAGAAAAAACACAACGGUAGCAAGAACGGAAAAUCCGUUAGUUCAUCUGUUAACGUAGGAAUUGGAUGUAAUAAUGCUGUACAGAAUAAUGCAUCAUCUUCUUCGUCGAGCUGCGUGGCGGUUCCUGAUGUUUGGUGUGGUCCUGGAAUUGGAUUAACAACUGAUGCUGCUUCUGUUGAUUGUGUUGUUUCAAGAAGACCUAUCUCUGGUAGGGGAAGAAUUGAAAGUGACAAGGUUAUGACUAGAGAGCGACCGACUUGUCCUAUACGACGAAUGGUGAGUGCUGAAGACAACCCUUUUCUGGAUAUAGAAAGUAACCUUGGUAUACCACGCUCCCAAAUAGAGUUAUUUGCAUCUAGGCACCAUCGACAUUCUCGCCAUGGUUAUUCAGAAGGGCUUGCAGAGAUUGUGAUGCUUCAAAAUAGUCUUAUGGGAGGAAGAACAGAUGGUCUUGAUCGAUAUCGGAACUGGAGACUUGACGUGGAUAACAUGUCCUAUGAGGAAUUGCUGGAACUUGGUGACAGAAUCGGAUAUGUCAGCACAGGAUUGAGAGAACACGAGAUAGCACAAUGCGUUAGAAGAACCAGACCCUUCUUUUUGAGUAAUUUAUCUCUUAUUCGCACAGAAUUGGAAAGGCAGUGCACCAUCUGUCAGGAGGAAUAUGAGGCUGAGGAUGAGAUGGGGAAGCUGGAUUGUGGACACUUCUAUCACAUUCGUUGCAUAAAGCAGUGGCUGAGUCAAAAGAAUAGUUGCCCAGUUUGCAAAACUGCAGCUAUGUCUAGUAGCUAGACAUCAAAAACAAUUUCACCCCUCAUGAACCUGUUGUUCUUUUUGUAUAGCUUCUUCUGGCAUCCUUACGAGCAAGAAAAUUCUUUACAGGGUGUGUCUAUCCUCUACUUAUUUGAUUACUGAAAGUGACGGUUCUGUUAUUCGAGUGGCAAUCCAAUGUGGAUGGAUUGGAAGCUUGAAAAAGUAUUAGGCUUCUGGUUUGAGUACAGUGAUUGAAUGGUAAAAAUCUACAAAUUUUACAUGUACUGCAGAAAAGUUUCUGCUAUUCCAUGUCAAGGUUGAUGUGGUGCUAUUAUGCAAUUCUGUUUUUUCA
Messenger RNA from Capsicum annuum, 1671 nucleotides. RefSeq lists its product as uncharacterized. Bases 240 to 1358 code for a protein of 372 amino acids. Lineage: Eukaryota; Viridiplantae; Streptophyta; Magnoliopsida; Solanales; Solanaceae. The transcript has 5 exons. Gene Ontology annotation, molecular function: ubiquitin protein ligase activity. The record is from RefSeq and is a predicted model, not a curated record.